AUGUCCGACCUCGCCGCGCACGACUCGCAAGCCACCGCCGCCGCGCGCACGCCGCAGGACCUGACGCUGCCGCGCCGCCCGUGGCGCCGCAGCACGACGCCGUGGGCGCGCAUCGUCGAGGCGCACUACGACGGCGAGGGCACGCCCGAGAAGCCGUAUCUCAUCGGCUGGCUGCCGCACGAGCAGGAGAAUCCGAUGGACUUUGCGCCCGCGUACAAGUGGGCGCUCACCGUAUUUGUCAGCUUUGCAACACUUGCCGUGGCCCUCUCGUCGUCGGCCUACUCGGGCGCCACGCAGGAGAUGGGCCGCGAGCUCGGCGGCUCGUCCGAGGUCAUCACGCUCGGCAUCUCGCUCUUUGUGCUGGGCUUUGCGAUUGGCCCGCUCUUCUGGGCGCCGCUGUCUGAGCUCUUCGGCCGGCGCAACCUGCUCAUCGUGUCGUACGCCUUCAUGACGCUGUGGCAGGGCCUGUGCAUUGCCUCGCCCAACAUCGGCGCCAUGGUCGCGUUCCGCUUCCUCGUCGGUGCCUUUGGCUCGUCGCCGCUCACCAACGCCGGCGGCGUCAUUGCCGACACCUUCUCGGCCAACCAGCGCGGCCUGGCGAUGAGCGUCUUUGCCUCGGCGCCCUUCCUCGGCCCGGCGCUCGGGCCCAUCACCGGCGGCUUCCUCACCAUCGGCACGGGCCGCUGGCAGCCCGUGUUCAUCUUCCUCACCGUCUUCACGGGCCUCAUCCUGCUCCUCGGCGCCGCCUUCUGCCCCGAGACGUACGCGCCGGUGCUGCUGCGCCAGCGCGCGGCGCGCCUCAGCAAGGCGACGGGCAAGACGUACGUCUCGCGCCUCGACGCCGGCAAGAGCACGGCGUUUGCCGACCAGAUGCGCAUCGCCCUCGUGCGCCCGUGGCAGCUGCUCUUCCGCGAGCCCAUCGUGCUGCUCCUCUCGCUCUAUGUGGGCAUUAUCUACGCGCUGCUGUACAGCUUCUUCGGGGCGUUCCCGAUCGUGUUCCAGCAGGUGCGCGGCUGGAACGCCGGCGUGGGCGGCCUGGCGUUCCUCGGCGUGCUCGUCGGCAUGAUGGCCGGCGUCGUGCUCGUCGUCGUGUUCUACAACCCGGAGUACGUGCGCAUCGCCAGCCAGUCGCCCGGCGGCCUCGCGCCGCCUGAGGCGCGCCUGCGCCCGGCGUUCCUGGGCGCCGUCUCGCUCGUCGUCGGCCUGGCCAUCUUCACGGGCACCGACGGCCCCAACAUCCACUGGUUCGUGCCGAUUGCCCUCGGCGGCGCGCCGUUCGGGCUGGGCAUGGUGCUCCUCUUCCUCUCGAUCCAAAACUACCUCAUCGACGCGUACCUCAUCUACGCCGCCAGCGUGCUCGCCGCCAACAGCGUCAUCCGCUCGCUCCUCGGCGCCGCGUUUCCGAUGUUCACGCGCUUCAUGUACAGCCCCGUCGGCUGCCCGACGGCGACGUGCGGCAUCCACGUGGGCCCCGGCAUUGCCACGGGCCUGGCGCUGAUCUGCAUGCCCAUGCCGUUUGCCUUCUACAAGUACGGCGAAAGCAUCCGGCGGCGCUGCAAGUACGCGGCACAGGCGGCGCAGCAGCUCGAGCUCAUGCGCACCAAGUCGCGCAAGGCGCAGGGCGAGAUCCCGAGCGAGGGCAAGGACGCCGUGGCGGAGAAGAGCGAGACGGAGCCGCGCACCUACCACAACACCGACACGGGCCACCACAGCGACGAGUCGAGCCCGGCCACGCGCCCGCCGACGCGCUCGACGAGCGACAGCGAGCGCGACGUCGAGCGCCAAUGA
This is a messenger RNA of Tilletiopsis washingtonensis, 1788 nucleotides long. Its product is annotated as MFS general substrate transporter. Lineage: Eukaryota; Fungi; Basidiomycota; Exobasidiomycetes; Entylomatales. Gene Ontology annotation, biological process: transmembrane transport. The transcript has 6 exons. The coding region runs from base 1 to 1788 and encodes 595 amino acids. The record is from RefSeq and is a predicted model, not a curated record. Gene Ontology annotation, molecular function: transmembrane transporter activity.